Messenger RNA from Naumovozyma dairenensis CBS 421, 2532 nucleotides. RefSeq names its product Cvm1p (gene CVM1). The coding region runs from base 1 to 2532 and encodes 843 amino acids. The record is from RefSeq and is a predicted model, not a curated record. NCBI's taxonomy places the organism in Eukaryota, Fungi, Ascomycota, Saccharomycetes, Saccharomycetales, Saccharomycetaceae. The transcript has a single exon.
AUGGCAGUGGAUAAUGCCAACCCUGCUACUGAAGGCGUAGAAACUACUUCUAUUUCAUGCAGCGUUGUUACUAAUAAACGAACGUGGACUGACUUGUUUCUACGACGUCCUAUUGUUCCUAUAAACGAGAAUACUACUGCAGAUAACAAUAAUAAUAACGAGACUACUACUACAAGAGAUAAUACUUUAGAAAAUCAAAAUGAUAGUGAACAGACAAAUCGAAUUAACAAUGAACAGGCAGGUCCUGUCCAAUCCGAUGUCCCUGUAAGCUCAACUACCACACCUCCUAGUGGAGAUGAAAACAAUCAUGAUGGUAACAAUGCCAAUAAUAAUGAUAAUUCUAAAGGUAUAUGGGCUAAUAUUUCUACAUAUUAUCAAUAUUUGAGGAAUAUAGAAAGAGAUAACAAUAGGAAUAAUCUUACUUUGAUAGGUGACAAUGCUCGGUAUUCUCAACUAAAUAUCCAACAAAUCAAAUACCUUGAAGAAGAAUCUCUAGUAGCCAUUAAACAACAUGUCAAGACAUGGUGCUGGUUUGAGAAUUUAACGAACCUGGAUUUAGAAGAUCUAACGUCAUGGAAGGAAACACCAGGUAUUUUAAGUGUAUUUGAUACUCCAUCAGUUAAAUGCCCCGUUCCAUUAUCGAAAUAUCCAAUGGAUACACAUUGUGGAUAUCAUGUCUUUAUCAAGAAUUCGUUAAUAUUACCUUCCGAAUCUCCUAUGGAGAUAUUUCAUACUUUACCUCUACGAUCAAAAAUCGCAACUGCAGUUAAAAAUUAUUAUAAAUUUCCCAAUGAGGAACAUUUGUACUUAAAACGACAACCUCUUAUAGAAAAAGGUAGUGUGGAUUCUGAUAAACAGGACAUCAUUCAGAGGAAGAAACACAUUAUAAUUUCAAUGGUUGGUUGGUUACCCGAGAAAUAUGAAAAAUUAACCAUCGGUGAACAAAGUACCGCACAAUACUUAUCUAAGAAAUUAGCACAAUCAUUAAAAUAUAAGGACUCUGAUUGUCAAGUAUCUUCAUUAUCCUUUGAAUGUCCUCUAGAUAAUAAACCAGUAACAGAAGUCUUAAUUGAAUGUAUAGAAAUUUUAACAAAUUGGUCUCAUUUAUUUACAGAUGACGUUGAUUCAAUAUUCUUUGUUGGUGUUUAUCAUAGUGUCCCAUUAACAAUCUUACUAGCCAAGUAUCUCUUGGAAAAUAAACCCAAUAAUAAUAAAUUCCCAACCAAAAAAAUUUCCAAAUCAACUAAGAUAGGGAUCCUUGCCAUUGAGUCAUGUUUACAAGGUUAUCGGUUCUGGGAUCAUAGUACCGAUUUCAUUAAUAAUAAUACUGAAGAAGAUAACAAUAAGAUUCAACAAAAUAAAGAAAAACAAUUGUUUCAAAAUUUGAACAAACAUGAACGAGAUAUCUUAUCAAAGAUCAAAAAUUAUAAAAACAUGGACUCGGAUGAAUCUAAGUUGAUUCAAACAAAUUUACAAUGGUUAGUUUAUAAUUGUGAUACAUUUAGAUUAAAUCUUUUUGGUAAAUUAUAUGAUAAUUUUAUGACACUUUCACAAAAAUUGGCUGUAGAUUAUAAACAUUCUAAAAUAUUAAGAAAUGUUUGGUGUGAGGGUAAAUAUUUCGAAUUAGACACCAAGAAACCAGAUCUUCUGAAAUUGUCGAAUAUUCAUUUGAAAACUCCAAAAUUUGAAUCAGAUUUGGAAAUCCCAUCGAAAAGGGUUUUUGAGAUAACCUUGAUUAAUAAUUUAUUAUUGACUUUAAAUUUAGGAAAGUCUGAAUUUGUUUCUUUAAUUAAAUUAAUUAGUCCAUUUUUUAUUUCAAGAUCCUUCAACGAAAACACAAUUUCUCCUAACAUGAAAAAACAUUUCCAAAAUGAGUUAAAAAUUUGGUUACAAGAAAUGGACGAGAAAUGGAACAACAAUAACAAUAAUGCAAAUGAAAUCACCCAUCAACUUCUAAAGGAUAGAAAACAAGAUAUCGAUCCAUUGCCAGAGGAAAUUUCCACUGUGCAUAAUUUCUUAGAAUAUUCACAUUAUCAACAUAUCAAGAACCCCGAUAUCUUACAAAUAUAUGACGAUAUUUGUGAUGAUGAUUCUGUCUAUAGAAUAUUCAUUGAAAAUACUACAUUAACGAAAAAUCCAUUAAUAAGGAAACCAUUAAUUUUAUUACAUGAUACUUUUUCACCUAGUAGUAUAUUAAGUACAGUAAAUCAAUACGAUUUAGUUUGGAAAUUUCAUGAAUUUUUAUCAAGAUUUAUUCACUUAAGAAAUUUACCUGAACAAGAUACGAGAUUGUUAAUGUCGAAUUUUGCCAUAUCGUUGAAUUAUUCAUGUUCAAAAAAUUUUCAUAUAGAUAAUUUCAAUUUUAAAAAAAAUAACUCAGAAGCUAUAAAAAGAGUCAAAGAUAUUUGGGAAACGUAUCAACUUUGGAACCCAUCAACUAAGGGGUUAAAACAAUUAAAGAACGUUUUGAGUGUAUUAUCCUUGUAUACUGACUCUGAUCAUUUGAUUAAGGAUAUGAAGAGAACUUCAUGA